Molecule: messenger RNA, 1737 nt
Organism: Drosophila innubila
Lineage: Eukaryota; Metazoa; Arthropoda; Insecta; Diptera; Drosophilidae
Gene: ppk15
Product: degenerin del-1
Exons: 6
Coding region: 141-1583 (480 amino acids)
Biological process (GO): sodium ion transmembrane transport
Cellular component (GO): membrane
Molecular function (GO): ligand-gated sodium channel activity
Source: RefSeq, a predicted model, not a curated record
UGACAAAUAUGUCGCCUGUAUUUAAGCCGCCAGUUCAGAGUGAGAGAAAGGGAGACGGGACUGUCAUUAAUACAGUUAUUUCCAAUGCAUAUUUUUUGACUUGCGAUCGAAAUAUUAGCAAAAAUUAAGCAGACCUGGAAAUGCCGUUGACGAAUAGGAAUAACGGUCGGUCAUGGCGUGAUAAGUUCAUGGGAUUUGUGGACUACUUAAAGGAAUACUGCUCAAACUGUAGCCUUGUCGGAUUUUCCUACAUAGCCAAUCACAAAUUGCACUUUUCAGAACGCAUCUUUUGGCUAUUGUGUGUGAUUUUGUCUGUCGUUGGAGUCUCCUAUCUGAUCAGCGAGUAUCAGCGAGAUUUCUCCACAAGAGCUGUGAGUGUUAUCUAUGAGAGUAUAUCAUCUUUUGCGCCAAUCAGGUUUCCAUCCAUCAGCGUUUGUCAACUUCCUCCAAAAUAUGACUUUGGAGGUGGCUUUGAGGAAUAUAUUCAGAGCUUGGGAACAGGCAUGGGUGAGGAUUACAACUUUGACGUUCAUUCCCAUAUGGUUUUCAUAUUGUUCCCUGAUCGAUAUUCUCCCAACACAAUACAGAAGAGAUGUAAGCCAUACGAAAGCUGUGAGGAGUGUGCUAAAUGUCCAAAGAAAGAUUUUCGACAGUUAGCCUUGCGGCUAGGAUUGAAUUGUAGUGGUAUCUUUAAUAAAUGUAGCCUCUCGGGUAAAUCUUUUGAUUGCUGUCAAUACUUCCUUCCAAUGGUGACUCCUUCCGGGACCUGCUUCUUGCUCAACUCGCUGCAAAAUAACGAACAUGGAUCGAAACAUUGGUUGCCGACAACUUUGGAACGAAAUAACCCACCAGAGUUCCACAUGUACCUAAAAAGAGCGGCGAUCUUGAGUUUGUUCAACGAGGAGGAUUUACCCACAUUGUCGUUGCCAGCUGUCACUACGAGUGCCACAUUGGGAAUCCACAAGAUAUUUAAAUUUUACACAGAAGCAUUGGUAAAUGAUCCAGAAAUCGUUGACAUCAAGCCCGAAGCUCGGGAUUGCUAUUUUCCCGAUGAGGUGCCCUCAUGGAGCGUACACAAGGCAUACAGUUUCAGCGCCUGCAUCAGCGACUGCACCAGAUUGGCUCAGUUUGAUAAAUGCAAUUGCUCUCUCUUCAUCUUCAACCCCUUCAACGAUGAGCGCUAUCCCGACUGCGACUAUGAUGGCCUGUUGUGCCUGGAGCGACAUGGAGUGGUCAAACCAAACAUUGCAUGGAUGAUGAAGUACCGACAUCCGGUUGCGAAGUGUGAAUGCUUGCCUGCCUGCACCGAAUCCAAUAUCCAAGCCAUCUAUUCAAAUGAGCAAGUUGAAUAUCCCGGAGCAAAAGACGCCAAUAUAACUGUAUCGAUGACAAUGUGGCCCGAGUAUCAGCUUCGCCGGGUUGCGUUACGCACCAAACUGGAUAUUGUUGUAACUAUUGGUGGCAUUCUAGGUCUCUUUCUCGGUGCUAGUAUCCUUAGUGCUAUUGAGUUUUUCUACUACUUUACGAUUCGUGCAGCAAACACUCUGCAAAUGUCAAAUAGGAAUGUAAAGAGGCGAGCUUGAGUAAGCCGAUUUUAAUUAAACGAGAUGGAAACGAUAUAUAAAUAUAUUUAAUAUACUUACGCACACUGAUAAGAAGUGUCAGAGAUUUACACAAAUUUGUCACCCAUAAAAUUAUCCAUCGAAUUAAAGCUAAUAAAUUAAUAAAACAAUUAAA